Notechis scutatus (mainland tiger snake) is the source of this 1522-nucleotide messenger RNA. NCBI's taxonomy places the organism in Eukaryota, Metazoa, Chordata, Lepidosauria, Squamata, Elapidae. The record is from RefSeq and is a predicted model, not a curated record.
GUUUCUUUCCUCAGAGAGAAGAUUAAUGAGAAUAAAGGGUUUGUCUCAGGAAGUGACAUCCAAAGAUAUCCUGCAUACACUUUCUCAAGCUAAGAAAGAAAGUUGGGACAGGUUUCUGCAGGAGAAGUCUGAAUCUGACUUUUAUAUGGAGGGAACAGAUUCUGAUGAGAGUACUUUGGAAUACUUGAAACGUUGGCUACAACCAGAGAAGGUGGCGGUCAGCAGUGAGGAGAUACAGUUUCUCAUCCCCCUCGGAGCGCCUCCUGAGAAGCAAGAGGCUGAAGAAGAAGAAGAAGAACCUACGCCUGUAGAACAGUGAAUGACCUUGGACCUUGUCUCCAGCACAGUUGGCUGUUGGCACUUUGGGUCAAAAUGCCAAAAAGAAGGAUAGAGUUUGAUAGACCUUGUGGAUUUUUCUCUCCACCAAAGUUUAUAAUGUACAGAUUCUGGUUUAAACGUCUUAUAAUGUUGCAGAUUUAACUUAAUUGUGCGUAAUUUGUUAAGAUGAUGAUGAAGCGUGGUAGAAUAACUUAAUUUGGCAAACAGAUUUAAAUCCUCUUCCCUCAAAUGCAGAGAAGAUUUUGCACUUAAAUGAUCAUCUAUGGAAAAAAAACCUUAGCAAUACUUUCCUUGCAGAAUAUAAUUGCCUCAUUCACAACUCCCCUGAUUUACCCACGGGUAUCUUUUUCACAACUUGGGAAAAAAUCCUGAAGACCUGUACCCUUUUCCCCUGGGAAGUAAAAAAUGUCUACCACCAUUCAGCUGAGCUGAGCUAAAGCUGAGCCAAGCCAUGCAAUUCCAUCCUUCAGUGGGAUAAGCACUUCCUUAGCAAAAACGCAAUAAAUGCUCGGUGGGAAAAAAAUGUCCUACUUGGUGUAGCUUUGUUCUGUUGCGGCUAUUUUUUUUUUAUUAUUCAUUUCAUCAAAGGAUUUGAUGUUAUCAUCUUUUCAAAUAUUUUUUUGGGGGGGUGUUGGGCUAAUAAUUAUCUAUUCGUGUUUUUCUUCCUCUUAUUUCUUUUGCUGCAAAAAGUAAAAGAAAAUGCAUAAUGAAGGAAAAAAAACCAGAGCUGUCAGUUGAAUGAAGAAGGCAAAGUUUGAUAUGAGGGCAGAACAGAAAUGUGAGUUUUUAGAGUAACCCUCCCAACAAGCCCCUAUUUCACUUUAUUUGGGCGGGGGAAGAUUGGUAGGAAGUAAUUCUCCCAUUCAAUGCUAUAGCGUAGCUUUGGUCUUUCUAUCUCCCCCAUUUUUAUCACCAAGCCUUUAUAGUUUCUGCGUCCAAUACUUUUUAUCAUGGUUUGCUGUCUAUUAUAGGCUGUUUUGAAUAUUUUUUUUAAAUUUGCUUUUUCUUUUCUAUUUCCAUGGAAAUUAUUUUUAACAGCUGCAUAUGGAAAUAAUUGAAGAAAGGAACUAUCUGAAUUUCAUUAUUUACCAUAACUUUAUUGGCAAAGUUAUGUAGUCAAAUUUGAGAGGCUACAUACCACCUUAAUGGGUCUGAGAAAGGAGAAAAACAACUCAUUUUUUUU